This is a messenger RNA of Symbiodinium sp. CCMP2592, 852 nucleotides long. Lineage: Eukaryota; Dinophyceae; Suessiales; Symbiodiniaceae. The record is from the annotation of a GenBank genome assembly.
AUGGAGCGCCCGGCGCAAUGCCCAACUUGUGGCAACAUCUACAUGGCAGACUCUGACUUCUGCAGGCACUGUGGCAGAAAACGGGACACCUUUGACGACUUCCGUGAGUUCUGCACGGAAAUCAUCUCAGCAGCUUCCGAGAACUUGUGCAACUACUACGAGCGUGAAAUUCAGCACCUCACGAAGGAUCUCGUCACUUGCCGGACGCAACUCGGCCGCUGUGCCGAACUGUUGGGUCAACAGCUUGCAAAGGAGCAGACAUACAGGGAUAUCAUCGACAAGCUGUCCGAGAGCAGCAUGCGCGUCCUUCAGAAUGUGAGCAGCCCGCCGGCCGUGGACGACGCAGUGAAGAGGCAGCUGCACCAGAUGCUGGAGGCGAUGCACCAGCAGAGCUCAUCGUGCUGGCAGGACGAGAUAGGCCAGCUACACGCGCACAAGGAGCUGACAGAGAAUCACUUGAUGACUUCUGCGGAGCUGCAGAACCAGGCGGAGGCGGUAAAAAAGGAGUUGGACAACAUCCUUUCACUGCUCAAGGAGCCCCCCGUGCGUACAGCCAAGCCACAGCUUCCAGGUUACACACCCAAUGCAGCCCUGGCUCCGCCGCUCGGAUAUUCGCAGGGCCAAGCGAAGAAUGGCGGUCAGGCUGUGCCGGUGCCUCGAGCGCAGCCGUCGAGCUGCGGUCCGUCCUUGGCAGGCGUCUCUGGAACGAGUCCAUGGAGAUGCGGAGCCGCCGACCUGCCGAAGCCAAGCGCCUUCCCCUCGCAGGUGGGGACAGCGCCAGGUGUGGAUCCAGCUUCGCGAACGAAAGUGAGUUUUAUGAUGCCGCCUGGUCCAGCAAUGUGGGCUGGCUAG